AUGCCGCCACAUUUACAUCCCAAGUCUCGUUCGACGAGCACCCUUUUCGCAGGGACCCUGCUCGCCUCCCUCGUUGUGGUCGGGCUACCACACCUCUUCCCGUGCCCAGCUCCGCGACGCACCUUUGCCGAUUCAGAUAUGGUCAUGACCGCCGAUGGGCAACAAGUACCGCGCAUUCGUCGACGCAGGAGGAGGGAUGCUGAGAUGGACUCGGAAUCAGGCCAGCCCCUCUACUCAUCCGCAUCGAGCGUCGCCGAGGACGAGGUGUCCACUUUCUAUGAACAGCAGGAGGAGGCUAAAAGGGUGGCACAGAUGGGACACGAAUGUCCUGUACCAAAGCCCAGAGGUGUUCUGGGGGAGCUUCUUGGAUUUCGGAAUGCGCGUGUGAACGAGCCUUCCCAGUCACACGCCAGCGAGUCAGUUGAUGGAGGCCAAUAG
Molecule: messenger RNA, 438 nt
Organism: Penicillium oxalicum
Lineage: Eukaryota; Fungi; Ascomycota; Eurotiomycetes; Eurotiales; Aspergillaceae
Exons: 1
Coding region: 1-438 (145 amino acids)
Biological process (GO): mitochondrial respiratory chain complex IV assembly
Cellular component (GO): mitochondrial matrix
Source: RefSeq, a predicted model, not a curated record